Ostreococcus tauri is the source of this 768-nucleotide messenger RNA. RefSeq names its product Thioredoxin-like fold. The transcript has a single exon. The record is from RefSeq and is a predicted model, not a curated record. NCBI's taxonomy places the organism in Eukaryota, Viridiplantae, Chlorophyta, Mamiellophyceae, Mamiellales, Bathycoccaceae. Bases 1 to 768 code for a protein of 255 amino acids.
AUGUCCCGCUUCAUCAGCGCGUACCACAUCUUGAACGUCGCUGUCAUUGCGUCGUAUCCAUUCUUCUCUCUGUGGGCUCAGCAUGAGUUCCCGAACGCGACCUCGUUGCUCGUCGGGUGGGAAAAGCAAACCUUCACCACCCUCGGCGCCAUGGCGGCGGUGAAGUUCGUUCGAAAGUCCAACAUCGACGCCUUCGUAUCGGAUAUGUUCAUGUACACGAAGUCAGGCAUUUUGCUCCUUUCCUGGAUGAUGGAUCGUCGCGUUUUCAGCUGGUACUGCGUCAUGUACGUAAUGCUCUUUCUGUAUGUGCGAAAGCCGGAGUACAAGGGACCAAGUAAGAUUGAAUGGAUGAAUCCGGCGACGCUGAAGCGACGAGUGCUUGAACCGGAUGAUAAAGAUAAAAACGUCUCGUGGUUAGUUGAGUUCUACGCCUCGUGGUCGCCGCCGAGCGUGAAUUUGGAACCCACGUUUGCAGACUUGAGCUGCAAGUACACUUCCGCGGACCUCAAGUUUGCAAAGUUGGAUCUCAUGAGAUGGCCUUAUGUCGGGGAAGACUUCGGUAUCAAUGUCUCUGGGACGAGCAAGCAGCUACCGACGCUCAUUUUAUUUGAAAAGGGAAAGGAAACGAUGCGCAUUCCUCACGUUUACAGGGAUGGAAGAAUUGCCCGUUCACGUUUGCGAGCGAGUGACUUAAUCGCCGCUUUCGGGCUUGACAACCGGAAGAAGAAGUCGACAAUCAAGGCGGAGUUCGCAAAGGCGAAAGAAUAG